GUCACCUCAACGUAUCGGUCAGACAGAAGCUACCGACGAGCUAGCAGCGCUAGCAUGGUCUCAGUGGAGCUGGGGGAAGGUCGACAGUAGGACAGCAGCAUCCUCUCCUAUCCUUUAAUCAACCUGUCAUUAUUUCUUUGACAACACAGUGUUAGAAGACGAAGUCUGUCUAUUUAAAUUCUGUGGCUUUUAAGAAAGGUCCUUAGCUAGCUAACCAGCUAGCUUCAAGUUCCGCUUCAUCUUCACCACAAACAUCUACAACUAUGGCUGCGCUGAGAGCCUCCUAUCACAGGAUUUUGGAUAAGGUCGAGCAUAUGCUGCCGGCCAAACUGAGACCUCUAUACAAUCACCCGGCAGGUCCAAAAACAGUUUUCUUCUGGGCCCCUGUGUUUAAAUGGGGUCUGGUUGCUGCUGGUUUGGCUGAUAUGACUCGGCCAGCAGAGAAACUCAGUACCUCCCAGUCUGCAGUGCUGACAGCCACAGGCCUGAUCUGGUCCAGAUACUCGUUGGUCAUCAUCCCGAAGAACUGGAACCUGUUUUGUGUCAACUUCUUUGUGGGCAGCGCAGGAGCCUCCCAGCUCUACAGGAUCUUUAGGUACAAACAGGAUCUAAAGGCCCAGGAGGCCCUAGAGGCUAAAGAGGCUCAAGAGGCUAAAGUGGCUGCAGAGUCCUGAUCGCUCUACUGUUGCCAACACUCCACUUCUUUCCGUGGACUGAACCAGAGACGUCUCACUGGGCACUAACCGGCCCCUUCCCAUCAUCAUCAUCAUCAUCAUCAUCAUCCACAUGUUGUCUCCAUAACACCCAUGCCAUAACUGUUAAUCCACCACAGUAAGCCUGUUGUCCCUGUUGGAAAUGUGCAGUUUUCAUUCAGUUUCAGAUUUCCUCAGGGUGUAAAAAUAAACAAAAAAACACGCAAGAGAACAUUUUUUUAACUGUAGUCAACACACACACUUGAGAAUUGUGGUCAUCAACGCACAAGUUGGACUCGUUCAACAACUUGUAUGAUUGUACAUUCUUUAAUUUAACUUCAUGCUUUAUGCCUCCAGCACUGGUUGGGAAGUUUUUGCACAUUUCCAUCAUUGUUUUUCAGGUGUAGCAAUCAGUACCUCAUGCAUUAAUUUCCCAAAACUAAUGUAACUCUUGGAUAUGUGUUGAAUGUGGUUUAAAGGGAUGUCUUUCCAAAUGAAAUUAAGGCUUUCAUCAUUAUUAAUCUUUUAAUUUUCUUAUUUAUAAUUAGGUGACAGUCACGGCAUCUGUACCAUUAAAUCAUCAAUUACCGUGUAACGAUUCCUUCCAUUAUUAUGGCUUUAAUCUGUGUGAGAGCAAAUCAUAAUUUAUUAGUCACUUGAUUAAAAAUCUCUCUUGUUGUGAAAUCUGUAUAGAAAGAUGCAGUUAUUUUCUGAUUAUUAUUCAGGAAAACUUGCACCAAUGCCACAUCUUUAACCUGUGCAGCUCUUCAGUGAUUGUUACAGAGCCGGCGAGCAAACAAUGACAUGCUAACCGCUCUUUAUUAUCAAAAUCCAGCUGUUGAAUACCUCUUUAUUCCUAGGUGUUUUAUAUUUUGUGUGUGUGAGAAUAAUACUUUCAUUGACAUGUUCCCACUAUAGUUACACAUUAUAACCCCACUGAAUAUUUUAGCAAUAAUUGGUGUCAUCUAUUUUAAAUAUUUCUUAAUCUGCAGACUGUUUGAACAAAUGGCACUUUGAUGGUCAAUCAUUAUGGCUCUGUGGCUAUGUAAUGUAAUGGCUGUGCAAUGCUAAUAAAUCCUGUUUAACAACUA
Messenger RNA from Centropristis striata (black sea bass), 1783 nucleotides. It is a transcript of the gene mpc2b, whose product is annotated as mitochondrial pyruvate carrier 2b. The transcript is spliced from 5 exons. Gene Ontology annotation, biological process: pyruvate import into mitochondria. The coding region runs from base 264 to 674 and encodes 136 amino acids. NCBI's taxonomy places the organism in Eukaryota, Metazoa, Chordata, Actinopteri, Perciformes, Serranidae. Gene Ontology annotation, cellular component: mitochondrial inner membrane. Gene Ontology annotation, molecular function: pyruvate transmembrane transporter activity. The record is from RefSeq and is a predicted model, not a curated record.